CUCGCUUGUUGUCCGAGUCACAAAGAAGCAUCAAGGACGACGACCUACGCAAAGACAACAACACCCCCUCCUGUUGCUUGUUUACAACGCCCACCACGAACACACACGCACAUACACACACUCCAUGGGGGACCGCCCGCCGACCCAGCGGCCAAGGGCAAGUCCACCAUGGUUGGGAGGCGCUGCAGCCAUGAUGGCGGCGGUCUUCACGCAUCCGAUCGACCAGACCAAGAUCCGAUCACAAGUACAGUACCCCCGCCAGACGAUGGUUGCGACCGCACGCAACACGGUCGCGUCGAGCGGCGUGCUGGGGCUGUGGGCUGGCUUGAGCGGGUCCCUCCUCCGGCAGGGGACGUACGGCGCCGCGCGGUUCGGGCUGUACAACUGGCUCAAGGAUCGCGCGUUGGCACGAGGAGAGCGGCUCUCAGCGGAGCAGAUGGUGCUCAAUGGCGCUGCUGCUGGCGCUGUCGCCGGCGUGAUUGGCGCGCCAGCUGAACUCGUCAUGGUCCGUCUGUCGUCGGACGGCAUCAAGCCCGAGGCCAAGAGAUUACACUACCGCAACGCGAUCGACGGGCUGUACAAGAUUGCCCGCAACGAGGGUUUCACGCACAUCUUCCGCGGGUGGGGCAUGGCGUCUCUGCGGAGCGUACUGCUGAAUGCGAGCCAACUGACUUGCUACGACGUGAUCAAGGCGCGUCUCCUCCGCACGCCGUACUUCACCGACAGCAUUCCACUCCACCUGCUCACGGCGACACUCGGCGGGACGAUCAGCAUCACGAUCUGCGCGCCGGUCGACAUGGUCAAGUCGCGCCUGCAGAGCUCGACCAAUCCCCGGACGACCGCCAUGUCCAUCCUCACGUCGUCGAUUCGGCACGAGGGCCUGCGCGUCCUGUUCCGCGGUUGGCUGCCCGCGUGGUUGAGGAUGGUGCCCAACACCUGCCUGACCUUCGUCUUCUUCGAGCAGCUGAAGCGGGUGUUUUAGACCCAAAGCCAGCUCGAGAGCAUCUUAGACACCACCAGUACACUUGUAUAUUUGUCGACUAGACUAGCAUGCAGCAUGACAGCAAA
Molecule: messenger RNA, 1068 nt
Organism: Vanrija pseudolonga
Lineage: Eukaryota; Fungi; Basidiomycota; Tremellomycetes; Trichosporonales; Trichosporonaceae
Product: Mitochondrial dicarboxylate transporter
Exons: 5
Coding region: 125-982 (285 amino acids)
Biological process (GO): phosphate ion transmembrane transport; malate transmembrane transport; thiosulfate transport
Molecular function (GO): oxaloacetate transmembrane transporter activity; thiosulfate transmembrane transporter activity; antiporter activity
Source: RefSeq, a predicted model, not a curated record